This is a messenger RNA of Blepharisma stoltei, 936 nucleotides long. NCBI's taxonomy places the organism in Eukaryota, Ciliophora, Heterotrichea, Heterotrichida, Blepharismidae. The record is from the annotation of a GenBank genome assembly.
AUGGAGACAAAAGGGAAUUGCAAAAAUAUUCUGCCUUGAUGAAAAGUCAAGGAUUGUGAGCUUGAUGCAAGAUCUUUUGACGAAAUUGACUCAAAUUAUAGUGUUAGUGACAGUGAAGACAGUUUGUUUUGAGAUGAAGAGUUUUGGGAUAGAGUUGAAGAAAUUCUUGGAGAUGAAGGAACAGUUUCUGAGGACAGCGAAGUUGAAGAGGAUGAAGAAAAAGUAGAAGAGGAUGACUGGGAGCAAGAAUUGCUGCGAGCUGUUGGAGGAUUGGAGGGAAUAGUGAUGGAUGAAUGGGAGUUGAUAUUGACCUCUCAUUCAAUUCGAUCACUACCCUACGAAAUCGACAGCAUAGAAAAGAAGGAGGCCAAAGAAACUAAAGAAACCAAAGAAACUAAGGAAACCAAAGAAACCAAGGAAACCAAAGAAACCAAAGAAACCAAAGAAACCAAAGAAGCCAAAGAAACCAAAGAAACCAAAGAAACCAAGGAAACCAAAGAAACCAAAGAAACCAAAGAAACCAAAGAAGCCAAAGAAACCAAAGAAACCAAAGAAACCAAAGAAACCAAAGAAACCAAAGAAACCAAAGAAACUAAAGAAACCAAAGAAAUCAAAGAAACCAAAAAAACCAAAGAAACCAAAGAAGCCAAAGAAGCCAAAGAAACCAAAGAAACCAAAGAAACCAAAGAAACCAAAGAAACCAAAGAAACCAAAGAAACCAAAGAAGCCAAAGAAACCAAAGAAACCAAAGAAGCCAAAGAAACCAAAGAAACCAAAGAAGCCAAAGAAAUCAAGGGGGCCAGAGAAAGCAAGGAAAUCACAGAAAACGAUGGAAAUAAAGAAAUGGGGACAAAUUCAGUUGUCAAGGGGGAAAACACCAAUAGUGGUGGGAAAACCUGGAAGAGGAGGAAAAAGCGCAAGCAGUUUGGUAUAUAA